Molecule: messenger RNA, 789 nt
Organism: Dovyalis caffra
Lineage: Eukaryota; Viridiplantae; Streptophyta; Magnoliopsida; Malpighiales; Salicaceae
Source: the annotation of a GenBank genome assembly
AUGACUGAUUUGAUGCUUGGUUAUGCCGAGGAACAGUUCUUCGACAAAAAGUUUAGAGCGGCCUAUGAUACUGCCAUGCUCGCUAAAAACCUCGACCCCUUUUUUGGCAAUGGCUGUAUUGAGAAACAUCUUACAGUUUACCAAGUCCACGCAUCGUCACUGUACAAGAACCGUCUCACUGGCGAUACUGACUGGCACCGCGUACUAGGGAUCAAUGAUAUCAAGGCAUCGCGCAAAGAAAUCAUGGUUAGGUUUUGCAAGAUCUUGAAAAUAAUACAUCCUGAUUACAAUUCUUGCGCGGCUGCACAAGGAGCGUUCGAACUUAUUUCCAGAGCUCUAGUGGCACUUCUUAGAGAUUCGCGUAAGAUAGUGGAAAUAUUGUUGGAUUUUGCAGAGAGGGAGUUCUUGGAAAAUAGGUUCAAAGAGGCCUAUGAUGUGGCCAAACUUGCUUUGUUAGUGGAUCCAUCAUUUGGGAAUGGCUGUCCUCACAGAUACGUCGCUACGUAUCGCGUACAUGCUGCUACGCUACUGAAUAGAUUCGGCGAGAUUAAUUGGUACAACGUGCUCGGGAUUGAUAAUUACUGGGUGUCGGAGGGGAAGAUCUUGAGUAGGUUUUGCCGAAUGGGGAAGUUGAUAUGUCUUGACAAUGAUUGUUCGGUUGCAGGCAAAGUAGCCUAUCAGAUCAUCUCUAGGGCUGUUGAGGUUCUUGGAGACCCAGAAAGAAGGGCAGAGUUUCAUCGGAGGUGGGGUUUGAAACCACCGCCUUAUGCGAAAGAGGAGAUGAGAUGA